Marchantia polymorpha subsp. ruderalis is the source of this 1735-nucleotide messenger RNA. NCBI's taxonomy places the organism in Eukaryota, Viridiplantae, Streptophyta, Marchantiopsida, Marchantiales, Marchantiaceae. The record is from the annotation of a GenBank genome assembly.
AAGAUGCAAUUCGGAAGACGGACAUGCACGCUGACCUGGCGGGAUCAGCUUGCAGUUCGUAACAGCUGCGGAUACUUUUCAAGCACGAGCGGCGGGGGAAUACGAUUCUACUGCCACACUGAAAGUUGAGCUUUCGGAGCUUUGUCAAUCUUCGCAUUCUUCCGACAGGUCGUCGUACCCAAUUCGGAGUGCAGGUGUGUCGUGAAGACGAGAAGUGAGUCUCGUCUUCCGAGAAAACAUCGGAGAAAGUGAAGUUUUAGGGUUUUGUCAGUCAUUCGAAAACAACUUUUCCCGCGAACAGCUCUGGCGUGGAAUGGACGUCGAGCGCUGAAGAAAGCGACGAUGGUGGCGGGGAAUCUGUAGGCUUCUCCUCUGAUUGUACCCCUGGACAGCAUUGAAGUGGAAAGAUGGUGCGGUUAACCGCGGAUUUGAUUCUUCGCUCUCCUCAAUACUUCAACGCUGUCCGAGAGCGCGAGCUGGACUUGAGGGGGAACAAAAUUGCUGCCAUUGAAAAUCUGGGCGCAACUGAGGAUCAAUAUGACAGCAUUGACUUGUCGGACAAUGAGAUAGUGAAGCUGGAAAACUUCCCAUACUUGAAGCGAUUGACGACUCUUCUGGUCAACAAUAAUCGAAUUGCUCGCAUCAACCCCAGCAUCGGAGUUAGUUUGCCGAAACUUCAAACGCUGAUUCUAACGAACAACCGGAUUCUGAAUUUGGCCGACCUCGAUCCGAUCGCAACGUUAUUGAAUCUGCACACUCUUAGUCUGCUGGACAACAAUGUGACCAAGCAGCCGAGUUAUCGGCUCUUUUUGAUACACAAGCUCCCCAAGCUUCGGCUUCUCGAUUUUAAGAAAGUGAAAAACAAGGAGCGCCUUGAAGCAAAGAAGAUGUUUGGCACUAAAGGAGCCGAAGCUGAAGCCAAGAAAAUUACAGCGAAAACGUUCGUCCCAGGGGAGGUUGCACCAUCUGUAGAGCCACCACAGCCAGAGGAGGCGCCCAGAACUGGACCCACACCAGAGCAAAUGGUUGCCAUCAAGGCUGCCAUUGCCAAUUCUCAAACGCUUGAAGAAGUCGCAAGGCUUGAGAAGGCUCUAAGAACAGGACAAUUACCGGCUGAUUUGAUAUUAACUGGCGAUGAGGAUCUUCGGAAGCCAAAAACGGAUGGACCUGUUCUAGAGAGCCCAGCAGAAGAGCCUGAAAAGGUCGAGAGCAUGGAAGAGGACUGAUGCGUCAUCAUUUUAAGAAUCACAGCACUGGGCUGCGCAUAUGCUCCCCCAAAAAGAACUUGACACUAGCAGUGGAUAUUGGUAUGUAACCGAAGAGUGCCAUGGUUCAGAGGUUUAUAUUCACCACAACGUGGACAGAGCUACGCUGAGAAGCAGUCAAUUGUAGAGGUGUAGUCGGUACAAAUUUUGCAUACUUGAAAGUUUAGUGUGUGCCAUCGAUUUUUGAUCAGGUAGUCUGCAGGUUGACUGUGUAGAGUAGUGAAGGUACUGACAGCGACUAGAUUCUGGUGCAAGCAGCUCCUUUGAAAGAGGACCGUAACAGUACUGAAACCGGGCGACCAUGCGAAGGUUAUUUGUAUCGAUGCUCCACGGGGGAGUUGUAAAAAUGAUGUGAAUGCCUUACUUUGGAUGUCAAUGUUCAAUGAUCUUGGGAAGUAGGAAUGCCGAAGCGGGUCUAGUUUGUAUCAUGUUAUUUGAGUGCCAAUCAGAGGUGCAUUGAUCACCCUUCA